AGGAGCGCGCAUCACACGUUUCCUGACAACCCGUGAUUAUCACGAACAACGUUACUACGCGAUGCGAGUAACACGUUAUUAGCGCAAUAUGGUGCUUAUAGAUAUAGGGGGCCGUUCGGAAAAUGUCGUUUGGAUUUUAAGGAAGAAGCACCCCGUGAGAGACAAAACCGAGUCGGGGAGAGAUGCAGUCGGCGGUGAAACGCUAUUACAAUAUUAACAAGAUCCUCAUGUCGAAAAUCGGCGUUUGGCCGACACAAAGUAAAUUCAUGAAGAUAUUGUUGCCGACCAUAGUAAUGUCUUUUCUUUUCUGCAUCGGUUUUCUCGAGUUUAUAAGACUGUCUGAAACAUGGAGAACCAUAACCGAGGACUGCGAAUGCUGCAUCAUGGUGAUAAUUACAUUCGGCGGCUACGUUAAACUCUUUGUCAUUUGUCUCAAAAACAAGAAUAUAGAACAGCUGUUGUCGCUUAUCGACUAUCACUGGCGCGUUUUCACGCAUUCGUUGGAGGUGCAAAUCAUGCAGGAGUACGUUAUCGUAGGACGGAAAAUGGCGAUAAGUUAUACCGCAAUAAUACGAGUUGCAGUUAUGAUUUAUUUGUUGUCGAGCCUUUACAUGCUGAUCCCGGUAACGCCGCAAUUAUUGGAUCUCAUUACGCCUCUCAAUAAAUCGCGCCCCUACAAAUAUCUCUUCGACGUCGACUACAGCUUCGACAGGGAGGUAUAUUACUAUCCCGUAUUACUCCACUCCUACUUGACGAUCGUGGUGGCUAUGGGCCUUAUGAUAAUAACCGAUACGAGCUACCUGUCGCUCGCGCAACACGCGUGCAGUCUGUUCGCCGCUAUCGGGUAUCGACUAGAAAAUCUGACCUAUGAGAUAAAUUCGAAAAAAAAUACCGUUAAGGAUGCAGAGGUAAUUAGUAAGAAGUGCAAAUCGCGAGAUUACGAUGACGAGAUCUAUCGCGAAAUGGUGCUUCUCUUGCAGAAACAUCAGCUGAGUAUUGAAUACGUCCGUUCGUUGGAUUCUUUAUUCGAGAUGUAUUCGUUUAUGUUGCUCUUCAUUACUAUCAUCGUGAUAAGUCUCCUCGGAAUUCAAAUAAUUGGCUUACUAGAUCGCAAAGAAGAGAUGGUCAGAUUCGUAGCGAUGGUAAUAGGCGCUUUCGUACAUCUUUUCGUUUUGAGUUAUCCCGGCCAGAGGAUAAUGGACCACAGCGCAGAUAUAUUCCAUAAAGCAUACAACAUGCUAUGGUACAGAACGUCGCGAAGAACGACACAGUUGUUGAGCAUAUUACUUUACAGGGGUUUUGUACCUUGUACAUUAACGGCUGGCAAAAUAUACGUGCUAUCGAUGGCGAAUUAUGCAUCGAUGGUGCAGGCAGCCAUAUCUUACUUCACCGCCCUUUCGUCGUUCAGGUAACUUGCGGUGAAAAGAAAAAAAAAGGGAGAUUAUGUUGGAUAAUUAAACGAUAAAAUUAGCGAUUUUUUGUGAUUUUUCGUCGUUAAUAUAUACAAUUGUAAUUUUAAUUCUAAUUUUAAUUCUUAUCGCGUAAGAAUGAUAAAUGAAAUCAGUAAAAAUUGGCAAGUUAUAGAUGGAGAUUUUGAAACGUGUUGUAAAGUUAUUUUUCUGUUUGUACGUUAACAUAAAAAUUUAAAUAUAGUUGUUAUUAUUAUAACGUUAUAAUCGUUACCAUUUUUAAAAAUAAAAAUCCAAUCUGUCAAAUCAACACAAUUUCAUCGUCAAGAAGUUAUUUGUACGUGUUCAUAAUUUGUAAGAGCGCGUGUAUUUUCUGCAACUUUUAUAGCUCAAAUUGUCGGACGGUUAACGCAAGUAUUAAAAAACUUUAAUCUUUUCAUCCUUUAAUAUCCAAGCUUUUAAGUAAUGUAUAAAAAUUUAAUACUACACGGAUCAAGGUACAGAAAAUCGUAAUUUGGAGACUAAACGAGAGAUAUUAGAGUCUAUUAAAUUAACAAUGGUUAACGAAUAAAAAUCGAUGUUGAAGGAUUCUGAUUUAAAUCUCGUAGUCUGAAAACGUGUAAGAAACCAUUUAAAGCAAUUCACGACGUCGUGAAAGAAAUUGAGAUCCCGUCAGAGAGCACCAUUAUGCAAAAAUCAAUUACGAAAAAAUCCAAUCAACGUGCACUAAAUACACGAAUGCAUUAUUACGUAAAAAAUCAACGGCAACAGUAAGAUAACUGCACAUAAUUAUAUAACAAAUAAUUAUCGCUGUGUAAAAACAGUUAAUGUCACAAGUAAAAACAGCGAGGUAAAAAAGAACAUCCAAGGCUCGCUGUUACUGACGCCAAUCGAGCGCAUAAAAACGACCUGUUAAUACAGUAAAAUCCAA
Messenger RNA from Wasmannia auropunctata (little fire ant), 2340 nucleotides. RefSeq names its product odorant receptor 4-like. Gene Ontology annotation, molecular function: olfactory receptor activity; odorant binding. The record is from RefSeq and is a predicted model, not a curated record. Gene Ontology annotation, cellular component: plasma membrane. The transcript is spliced from 9 exons. The coding region runs from base 183 to 1412 and encodes 409 amino acids. Lineage: Eukaryota; Metazoa; Arthropoda; Insecta; Hymenoptera; Formicidae. Gene Ontology annotation, biological process: sensory perception of smell; detection of chemical stimulus involved in sensory perception of smell.